AAUUAUUGGCUCAGCUGGCUCCUGCCAACGGUCAGACGCCUCUAGGAGCAUUCUGCUCUGUUCAGGCGCUUCCUAUUUUAUUGCUUUGCCCGGGAAAUUGGUGUAGAACGAACGAUUUCUGUUCGUUAGUGUCGCAAAUAGAUCCUCGCCUUGCAGGACUCCUCCGUAGCGCCGCACUGCACCGCUUUGGAGGCCAGCCCUCCCAUUCGCACUGCGCCGCAGCGCCCCGUACCGAAUCCAGCUGAACCGCUUUGAACCACUCUCGACAGCACUGCGUCGCACUACACAUAUUCAUGAGACUCGCGGUAGUGCCAUCAUGAGUGCCACCUGGGGAUUGUCGCGGCUCGUGCCGCUGCUGCUGGUGGUUCUAGCGGUGCUACCCACGAGUCCGGUUUCCGCUGCGCCUCGUCACAAUGAGGUGCUGCAGUGCCCUGCCAAUGCCAACGGCACUGGCAAUCUCUUCCUGCCCACGUUGGAGGCGGGAGCCGUGGCGGCAGGCACAGUGGCCUGGAGGACCACCCGAGAGAAGUUCCUGCUGCUGCACUGCGUCAGAGGACAGAUCAGUAACCGGGUGCUGUGUAUAAAGAACCAUCUCCUCCUAGCCGGGCUUCUCAGCCGCACGCUAAUCGUGCCCUUCCACCACUCUGAAGUGGUGCGCAACUACAACAUGCACGUGGCUCUAGACGUGGAGCAUUUAAGACGCUGCUUUGGAAAGGUGGUAUUCACAACGGCGGAGUACCGGCGCAAGUUUGUAAAGCCCAUCAACGUGACGGAGGUGGUGUGCUGGCACGGGCCCAAGGGCGCGUGCAGGGAGGAGGAUAAGGAGCUGCUGCUCAACUGCCCGGCUCCUGAGACCAUGAGUACCCCUGCCUCCGUGCUCGUUGGGGGCGAUGGAGAGGCUCUGCUGAAGAUCGGCAAGCCCGGCUUUGUGUUCAACACGCGGGUGCGCAUCACCCGCACGCUCUUCAGAGGCCAGCUCACCCAGAUCUCAGGCAACCACACGGCACUGGCUGCGUGCCUGCCUAUGGCUGCUACCAAGACACAGGUACUAGAGGCGUAUGGCAGCAACCCCUCCCGUGUCCUAGUAGUGGGAGACCUGGUGAACGUGCAGUUCGCCGAGUGGCCGGAGGCGGAAGCCGCCUUGGACCUCCCGUUCAAGCGCUCGGACAAGUGCCCCACGGCGCUGCUGAUCAAGCCCGCAGGGGCCAUGUUCCUGGCGGCCGAGCUGUUUGUGCGGGAGGCGUUUCAGGGGGAGCCGUUCAUCGGCAUGCACUGGCGGCGGGGGGACUUCAAGGCGUACUGCUUCUGGCACGGGCCCAAGAAUGCGUGUUACUUCCCUGUGCAGCAGGUGGCCUACUGGGUGUAUCGCAAGACACGGGAGUUGGCCAUCAACAACCUGUUUCUUGCCACCAACGCCAAGCAUGCCGAGUUGGAGGAGCUAACAGUGUUGUUGAAUCAAAUGUCGGACUACAAGUUGAACAUUGUGCGGUUACCAUCCGUUCGCGAGAAGAGCAAAGAGAAGUGGAUGCGUCCCAUCCAACACCUGACCCUCGGCCGAACGGAGCUUAUCCCGGUUGCGCUUGAGAAGCUGAUUUGUGCGCAGUCACACGUCUUCUGGGGGUCGGUUGCCUCGACAUUUUCCAUGGAUAUUCAAAGGCUGCGCCACGGGCUUCGAGUGGCAAGCUGUAACGAUACCACGAUUUGUUACGGGGAGAAGGAGUGGAUUAGGAACCGCGGAUGACAAGCAAUAUUGCGUGUAAGAAGAAGACGUCCAUUGUCUAAAAAAUCAAAAUUGUGAUGCAUUUAGGUAGCAAUUUGUUGCUUAGUGUACUUGUUCCUUCUAUCCUAUGGACCCACCGAUACGACGAAGGUUUU
Closterium sp. NIES-67 is the source of this 1875-nucleotide messenger RNA. The record is from the annotation of a GenBank genome assembly. NCBI's taxonomy places the organism in Eukaryota, Viridiplantae, Streptophyta, Zygnematophyceae, Desmidiales, Closteriaceae.